UGUCAGAGACUCUUCAUGAUUCUUUGGUUGAAAGGGGCCAACUUUACCCUCACCACUGUGGACAUGAAGAGGGCCCCUGAUGUGCUGAAGGCUCUGGCUCCAGGCUCCCAGCCUCCGUUUCUCCUCUACAACGAUGAGGUCAGAACAGACACUAACAAGAUUGAGGAGUUCCUGGAGGAAAAAUUAGCCCCACCACAGUAUCCAAAGUUGUGCUGUCGAUACAAGUCCAACGGUGCAGGAGAGGACAUCUUCCGAAAUUUCUCAGGAUAUAUAAAAAAUCCUAUUCCUGGAUUAAAUGACAGGCUAGAGAAAAAAUUUCUGUCAACUCUGGUUAAGCUGAACAUGUACCUAGAGACUCCUGUCCCCCAUGAGCUGGACCAGAACCCAAAUGCAACUGAGUCUUCACGCCUCUACCUGGAUGGUGACACCCUCACCUUGGCAGACUGCAACUUGCUUCCCAAACUCAAUAUUGUCAAGGUUGUGUGCAACCAGUACCGCGACUUUGUCAUCCCUAAAGAGCUGAAAGGUCUGAAACGUUACCUGGAUAACGCCUACAAACAAGAUGAGUUUCGUUACACCUGCCCAAAUGACUCAGAGAUCCUCAAUGCCUACCAGUCUGUGGCAAAGUACCUGAACAAAUAAAAAAUCAAGAGGGCGAGAUGAAGGAGUGUACCUGAGAACAAAGAAGAAAAGAGGGAGUAAUGCGGAGAGAACAACAGAAAAAAGUAACACCAUGUCUGAACACUGUACAUGAUUUAUGUUUUAUUUGUGUUUAGUCUGGAUAAUGAAAAUUGCUUGCAGUGGCAUGUUCAACAAUUAGUUUUCUUUAAAAAGUAUUGUUGUUUUCAUCAUUUGGGUUUUAA
Messenger RNA from Anoplopoma fimbria (sablefish), 863 nucleotides. RefSeq names its product chloride intracellular channel 3 (gene clic3). NCBI's taxonomy places the organism in Eukaryota, Metazoa, Chordata, Actinopteri, Perciformes, Anoplopomatidae. Bases 16 to 642 code for a protein of 208 amino acids. The transcript is spliced from 5 exons. The record is from RefSeq and is a predicted model, not a curated record.